This is a messenger RNA of Elgaria multicarinata webbii, 805 nucleotides long. RefSeq names its product chromosome 20 C1orf50 homolog (gene C20H1orf50). The record is from RefSeq and is a predicted model, not a curated record. Bases 10 to 588 code for a protein of 192 amino acids. NCBI's taxonomy places the organism in Eukaryota, Metazoa, Chordata, Lepidosauria, Squamata, Anguidae. The transcript is spliced from 4 exons.
GGACGCAAAAUGGCGGCCAGCGUGGGAGAGGGGCCUGGAGCUGGGGGCGCCGCGGCGGCGUCUCCGUCUCCUGGCGGGCUGGUGCUGGUGGAACGGGCUUGUCGUGAGGAGUUCCAGGUGGCGCCCGCCGCCCGCAAAGCACGGCCCUCGGACCUGGUGGCUCUGGCCCGCCAGGUGGACACGGCAGAUGAUUUUGUCCGGGCAAAUGCCUGCAACAGGCUGACAGUUAUAGCGGAACAAAUCCGAUACUUGCAAGAACAAGCCAAGAAGGUCUUGGAGGAUGCUAACAGAGAUGCUGAUUUGCACCAUGUGGCCUGCAACUUUGUGAAGAAGCCGGGCAAUGUCUACUACCUGUACAGGCGGGGAAAUGGCCAGCGCUAUUUCUCCAUGCUUUCGCCAAAGGAGUGGGGGGGCAGCUGCCCAAGCGAGUUCCUUGGUGCCUACAAGCUGCAGCAUGACAUGUCCUGGACACCUUCAGACAGCGUCGAGAAACGGGAUGCCGAGCUGAACGUCCUCGAGAAGUUGCUGAACCAGCAGUCUGCGCUGCCGCCAUGCACGGAGCCCAACUUCCGGGGCCUUACCAUGUGAUGUAGCUGAACAGUUGACCUGAUGGUGGCAGUCUGCGGAAGGCGAUGACGUUUCCGUCGCCUGCUUGCAGGCCUGCCCCCCUAUGGGCCCAAUUAGAGACAUGAUGGGACUGAAACGGGGGCUCCUUUGACCCCUGGUUAUCUCAUACAACUGUCUUGAAGCUCUGGGCCGAUUUUUCAUUGGUGUUGGGACUCAGAUAAACACACACUUUUAAUCA